UUUUCCACUAAAGUUGGGUUUUUUUUUUCUGGGUUUUGUUCAAAUUUCUUGCCGAAUCGAAGGGCGAACAGCAAAAUAUCAUUUUUUUUGGGGAGAAUUAUUGGUCUUGCUUAUUUCGAUUCUCACGGAGCGUUAUCUCUUGUAAAAAUUGCCCCUUUGAUGACCCUUUUGCCCAGAAGUUGGUUUUCUUCUUGUGAUUGACUUAAUUAAUUGAUUGAAGAAAUAAUCUGCUGAUGGAUAUACCGAAAGAAACCGAGCCUCGUGGUUGGGGGAUUCUCUCUGGAACUAGCCGCCACCGGGAUGCUACUUUGUUCUCGAGCUCACUACCCGUCCUUCCCCAUGAAAAAUUGCAAUUGAACGAUGGUUUCCCGAUGGUGGAUGAUAAUGAUCCUGCAGUUGGCUCAGAUAAGUUUCAUGAAAGUGCCGAUGACAUGCUGGGGGAUACUGAACUUCAUGCCAUUGGCAACCUGCUUCCUGAUGAUGAAGAUGACCUUUUGGCUGGGAUAAUGGAUGAUUUAGACCUGAGUGAGUUGCCCAGUACGUUGGAUGAUGUCGAUGAUUAUGAUCUUUUCGGUAGCGGAGGUGGGAUGGAAUUGGAGGGUGAUGCACUAGAAAAUUUGGCCAUUGGUAUGCCGAAAAUACCGAUUUCGAGGAGCCUCGGUGGAAAUGGGAUGCAGCAUUACAGUCUUCAAAACGGUGUGGGAACGGUUGCUGGUGAGCAUCCGUACGGUGAGCAUCCCUCGAGAACGUUGUUUGUCCGGAAUAUUAACAGCAAUGUCGAGGACUCCGAGCUCAAAUCUCUCUUCGAGCAAUAUGGCGACAUCAGGACCCUGUAUACUGCUUGUAAGCAUAGGGGCUUUGUCAUGAUAUCUUACUAUGAUAUCCGUGCUGCUCGAACAGCUAUGCGGGCAUUACAAAACAAGCCUCUGCGAAGGAGAAAACUCGAUAUUCACUUCUCAAUUCCUAAGGACAAUCCAUCUGAAAAAGAUAUGAAUCAGGGGACAUUGGUUGUUUUUAACCUGGAUCCUUCAGUGUCAAAUGAUGACCUUCAUCGAAUUUUCGGUGCUCAUGGCGAGAUCAAAGAGAUAAGAGAAACACCGCGUAAGAGGCAUCACAAAUUCAUCGAGUUUUACGACGUUAGAGCUGCCGAGGCGGCACUCAAGGCAUUAAACAGGUGUGAGAUUGCGGGAAAACGCAUAAAAGUCGAACCCAGUCGCCCUGGAGGAGCUCGUCGAAACUUGAUGUUGCAAAUUAACCAAGACCUUGAACAUGAUGAUUUGUAUGGUUACCGACAUCUGGUUGGCUCUCCCAUUGCAAAUUCUCCUCCAGGUAACUGGUUACAAUUGAACAGUCCUGUUGAAUGCAGUCCGCUUCAAACCGUGCUGAGCAAAUCACCGGUAUUUGGGACCAUAAGUCCUACAAGGAGCAGCCACUUGUCUGGAUUGGCUUCGGUCCUAAAUUCACAAGGGCCAAGCUCGAAGCUUGCUCCUAUUGGCCGGGAGCAAGGGAAGUUUGGUCAUAUUGGGAGCAACGUGUUCCAACAGUCCCAUUUGUUUCAAGACCCGAAGUUGGAUCAGUACACUGGAAAUGUUUCGUCUGCUGGCUCUUCAACGUCAAAUGGGGGUGGUAUCGAAACAUUAUCUGGGUCAGAAUUUCUGUGGGGAAGCCCUAACUCACACUCUGAACUUUCAAAUUCCUCAGUAUGGUCAAAAUCUUCUAUAGGGAAUCCAUUCUCUGACAGUAAAGGUCAUGGCUUUCCAUACUCAUCUCAACUAGAAUGGUCUGUUGCAUCUCCGCAUCAGCAUCACAGCCAUUGUCUCCAUGUCGGGUCUGCACCAUCUGGUGUUCCUCUGGAAAAGCAUUUUGGAUUCUUUCCAGAGACUUCGAGAGAUACUUUGUUCAUGAACACCGUUGGUUAUCAAGGAACUGGAAACGUGGGUCUUAACGGUGUAAGUUUCCCGUCUAAACUGGCAAAUCACGGGAUUGUGAACCCAAGAAGCAUGGCCGAUAAUGGGUUUUCGAGUUACAGAAUGAUUUCGUCUCCAAGACCAAGUCCUGUCCUGUUAAGCAGUAGUGGUCUUCACCCUGGAAGGUUCCCCACAGGCUUUGAGGGCUUCUCUGAAAACGGAAGGCCGAGAAGAACUGAGAGUAAUGGCAGCCAGGUAGAAAGCAGGAAGCAAUUUCAACUUGAUUUGGAGAAAAUUAUUCGCGGAGAGGAUACUCGGACUACCUUGAUGAUAAAAAACAUCCCGAAUAAAUACACAUCAAAGAUGUUGCUUGCAGCUAUCGACGAAAAGAACAAAGGAACUUACGACUUCCUUUAUUUGCCAAUAGAUUUUAAGAACAAAUGCAACGUGGGCUAUGCUUUCAUCAACAUGCUCUCUCCAAAUCUCAUUAUCCCAUUCUAUGAGGGUUUUAACGGGAAGAAAUGGGAGAAGUUUAACAGUGAGAAAGUAGCUUCGUUGGCAUACGCUCGGAUACAGGGGAAAACUGCCCUGAUAGCUCACUUUCAGAACUCGAGCUUGAUGAAUGAAGACAUGCGUUGUCGUCCCAUUAUCUUCGAUAUCCCUAACGGUUCAGAGUCUAACGAACAGGGAGAUUCCCUCAUCUCUCAGACCAAAGACACUGUUGAUGAUGAGAGAGACGAGAGCUAACAUUAGAGAAGAACACCGGCUGAAACAUUCUGUGUUCUUUCUGUCCUGUUUUUUUUUCCCUCUUGUUCCUGGUCCAAACGUAUACAUGGAGGGCCAGAACUUUGAGUUUUUAUUAGUAUCAAGCUGCAGCAAAACGGUCUGAAAGCACCCAGUUUUUGUUGGGUGUGUUAUGUUUCAUUCUAUGUUGUAGCUCUUUCGUGACUUUGUGCAAAAAUGCCCUUUGCAAUUUGUACAGUUGAGUUAACAAAAAAGUCUCAGCCUCUACCUUUCUUUU
Messenger RNA from Tarenaya hassleriana, 2928 nucleotides. RefSeq names its product protein MEI2-like 5. Gene Ontology annotation, molecular function: RNA binding. The coding region runs from base 234 to 2654 and encodes 806 amino acids. The transcript has 12 exons. The record is from RefSeq and is a predicted model, not a curated record. NCBI's taxonomy places the organism in Eukaryota, Viridiplantae, Streptophyta, Magnoliopsida, Brassicales, Cleomaceae.